This is a messenger RNA of Lolium perenne, 2397 nucleotides long. NCBI's taxonomy places the organism in Eukaryota, Viridiplantae, Streptophyta, Magnoliopsida, Poales, Poaceae. The record is from RefSeq and is a predicted model, not a curated record.
AUGUCUACCGAAGAAACCGGUGGGGUCUCUUCCGGUGGAACUCUUCUUCGCAAUUCCCCUGAGAUCUCCUUGGGGGAAGAACAAUCUGGAUCCUCUGAAUCCUACGGGCUCGACGCUGAUCUUGCCCAGAUGGAUGCCACCUCCUCUGCUAUGGAAACUGACACCGGAAGAGGCCAGGAGGCCAGCAGCUCCAGCCAAGGUUCUGGGGUGAACCUGGCCGCGUACACCCGCGGAGCCUGGAAGGGCUCUGACGUGAAGCAACCGGAGAUCGACUGGCUGUACCGCUCCCGUAGGAUACCGGCACAGGUGGCCUGCCGGAUUCUAGGCGAUGAGCUGGAGCCGGUGCCCCUGGAGGGAGAGGUCGUCGAGCGCUUUCCUCGUAUCGCUGCUGAGGUACGAGAACCUUGUCGCAAGCACCGGUUAGACAAGGAGGAUCCGGACCCCUACGUCUCCAGGAGCUCCAAGAUGGGCCGGACUCACACCUCGCGCCCCGAUGCAGCUGACCCGAACCCUCAGGUCCAGGAGCAUGUUACCCCCCUCUCCGCUGAGGUGGGGCCUGAGUGGGUGAACAAGGCCCAGUCCCAAGCCGAGGGCUCUCGCAUCCGGAAGGCUCCGGAACCGGCGGCCGACGCUGGCGCCAGUGGUGCUCCCCCCGCCAAGCGGGUGAAGAAACCCUCCCUCGGGCCUCUCGGGCGGAAGCCCAAGAACAGGAUCCCGAAUUCCUCCGGAGCCGCCCUGGAACUCACCAGGAGCGCCACCGGAAUGAGGCCGGAGGCCCCCGCGGACACCGAGAGAGCUUCUCCCCCUCCUCCUCAGAGUCCGGUACCUUCGGGUGCCGGCAAAUCUCCAUCCUCCCUCCGGGGAGGAACCACAAGUUCGGGGUGCGCGGCCCCCAAAUCGCCUCAUCACCGCGCGGAGGAGAAACUUACCUCCCCUCCAGAACCACAAGACACCGGCGGCAGCCACAUGGGCGCCGGUUCAGAAGAUGCCGGGCGGCCGGAACCUUCGGUUCCGCCCGUCCAAGAGAAGAAGAAGAAGGCUAGCGCCUCCCCCUCCAAAGCUACUGCAGUUAUGCCUCCGCCUGCCAGCCGCGCAGCGACACCGACACCGGCGGCCGCCGAUGAAACUUCUGCUACGCCGCACAAGAAUCCUCCAGAGACGGUGACUGCGGAGCAGCUAACCGCGGUGGUCAAAGCCGCGACCGCGCCCGCGUCUAGCUCCCAGGCGCAGCCUCAGGCCCAGAGCCUGGUCCUCCAUACCGGCCGCGCCGCUGUGGUUGCCGGCGAAAAGGCUUCAGCCCAGCUUGGGCAAAUCGUGGAGCUGACGCGCGACGGCGCCUCCCUGGGCGCACUCCAGCGGCUAGUGGAGCGCUGGAAUCUUGCGGACCUUUCCGACGCCACCCUUGGUGUUGGGAAGGAUGGCAAGCCGAAGGUCGACCCGCGCGGCCAGCGGUCAACGGUGCAGCACUUUAGCCGGCUGAAGGCCGCCGUGAAGGAUUUCGACAACGCCUGGCACGAUGCCAGCGGCAACGUGGUGAGCGUGCUGGACAACCGCAAGCAGAUCUUCGAGGAGCUGCUGUGGGAGCACCAGGGCCUCAGCCAGGCGUUUUCCUCCCUCACGCUUGAGCACAGCCAGUGCCAAGCAUCGCUGCCGGAAUCCCCUGCCAAGGACCUUGCCGCCCAAGACGACCUUACCGCCAAGCACAGGCGCGAGCUCCAGGCCCAGCGGGAGGAAACCGCCAAGCUGAAGGAUCAAUUGAUCCAGGCUGGGUCUGAGCAUGCCAAGGCCGUGAAGGAGGCCAUUAGCGCCGGCAACGCCCAGGUUGAGGAGGCCCGGAAGCAACUUGCUGAUACUGAAGAGCAACUCCGCCGCGAGCUGGAGGAGGCACAAAAGCAGCUGCGGGAGGAGAAGGAGAACCUUGCGUCUGUUCAGGCUUACCUGAGCGGCAUCGAGGAAAUGGUGAAGGAUACCGACCGCAAGGCUAUUAGGCUCUUCCCGGACUCACAGGUCCGUGCGGAAGCUGCUGUUAACAAACAGCGGAUCGAGGACGUGGUGGACGGCGAUCUCCCCUGGACCACCAAGGACUAUCUCAACGCGCUGUUUUGCCGGAUUACUCAUAUGCGCGCGAUGGAUCGGACCCUUGGCUCGCUGCCUGAAGCCGCCACCACUGUCUUCAAGUGUCUUUGGCCGGGCGAGGCUGUUCCGGAGAGCCUUGAUCUCCUUGCUGAACGCCUCCUCCACGAAACGAGCCGGCGGUUAAGCAAAUGGCGUCAUUCGGGUGCCCGCGGUGGAGCUGACACUGCGCUUCUCUUCGCGUGUUCUUGGUUUUUCUACGAUGCUCAAAGAUACCGACGAACUCUUUUCGGCAAGAACCUCCCGGCACAAAUCCUGAUCUAG